Molecule: messenger RNA, 5844 nt
Organism: Elephantulus edwardii (Cape elephant shrew)
Lineage: Eukaryota; Metazoa; Chordata; Mammalia; Macroscelidea; Macroscelididae
Gene: TET2
Product: tet methylcytosine dioxygenase 2
Exons: 9
Coding region: 1-5844 (1947 amino acids)
Biological process (GO): myeloid cell differentiation; oxidative demethylation; positive regulation of transcription by RNA polymerase II
Cellular component (GO): nucleus
Molecular function (GO): DNA 5-methylcytosine dioxygenase activity
Source: RefSeq, a predicted model, not a curated record
AUGGAACAGAAUAGAAGCAACCAUGUUGAGGGCAAAAGACCAUUCCUGACACCAUCUCCUCCUGCCGUUUGCCUGGCAGACUCUCCAGCUGUACAGUCCCAGAAUCGAAGACCAUUUCUUGAGAAACCUCAUUCAGAAGUAAAUGGAGACACCAAGUGGCACCCAGGCAGUAGUCAUUUUGCACUAUGCCCCGAGAAAGCAAGCCAGGGUUGCCGUCUAAGUCCAGGCCUGAUGCAAGAAGAGAAGGGGUACGAGCUAUUGCUUAUGCAAUAUCAAGGAAUAAAACGUACAGUUAGUGAACCUUCUCUGUCUGGGUUCUAUCAGUACAAGAAAUUAAAACUAAACCAAAAAGCUAAUGGAAAAAGAAAUAACUUCCAGGGAAACGAAGAGAAAAAUCCAGGUGAAAGCAGCAGUCAACCAAAUGUCUCCAAUUUGAAUGAUAAGAUAGAACCUGGGAGCUCAGUAGCUCAAGAAAAUGCAGCUUUAGCCAAUUUUUCAACCCAAAACUGCAGUGGGUCUGAAAAUUCAGAACCUCAGAUUCUGAAUGAGCAGGAGGAGAAAAAUGUCAACGACAAUGACAAGAAUAUUAUGUUACUUAAAAACAAAGCAGUGCUAAUGCCUAAUGGUGCUACAGUUUCUGACUCUUCCAUGGAAAACACACAUGGUGAACUCGUGGAAAAAACACUGUCUCCAUAUUAUCCAGAUUGUGUUUCCAUUGCGGUGCAGAAAACCACAUCUCACACACAAGCCAUUAAUAGCCCAGCUACUAAUGAGUUGUUGCAUGAGAUCACUCAUCCAUCCCAUACCUCAGGGCAGAUCAAUUCCACACAGACCUCGAAUUCUGAGCUGCCUCCAGCACCCACCACAGUGGUGACUGAGGACCAUGAUGCUAAUAAGACUAGUAAACCAACUGCAGUGCUUCGUAACUAUCCCGUUGAGAAACCUGAAAUGUCUCCAUCUCCUGGAGAGGGCUGUACUCUCCAGGGAACCACAAAGCUAGUAUCUGAAGAAUUCUUUUCAAGUUCCGGCAACAAUUCACAAGCUCCUGGUGGCAGCUCUGAAUGGUAUUUAAAGCAAAAUGAAAUGAAUGGUGCUUAUUUCAAGCAAAGCUCAGUGUUCGCUAAGAAUUCCUUUUCUGCCAUUACCACACCACUACCAUCACAGUUCCUUCUUUCUUCUCCACCUCUUGUCCCACAGAUCCCUCAGCUUCCUCCAGGAAGAAGAGGCAUUUUUGAUCAAAUUUUAGAACACCACCACUUCUCCAACCAAAGUAACACAGCUCUUUUAGGGGAAGUGAAAAUACAGACUCAACCAGAGGUACAACCAUCCCAGAGUCCUAACUCAUCUAAAGGUGUAUCCAGUCCUUCUCUGAUGCUUCCUGAAAGGUCUCAGAAUAAUUGCAUUAAUAAGAAUGAGAUACAGAAUCCAGGGACAUUGGCUGGUCCUUUGUGUUCUGAGGAAACAAAACAAAUAUCAGAACAUCUCAAGUUUAAUUUGCCAGUUCUUAGCAAUGCAGAUUCACAGGGUCACUUUCAGCAAUUGACAGGACAUAAAGAACAAAAGAUUCUACAGGAUCAAGAUAAGAAACAGGCACCCCCAAAACAGUGUCAUCCAAAGCUAGGUUUGAUUGAAUUAAAAGCCCUUCAUUUUCAUCAAGCUGAAUCCUGCCUUAAAAAUAAUGAAGCAUCACUGCAAUCAGUUCUUCAGUCUGAAUCCAAUCUUUCUAGUCAGAUAACCUCCAAACAAUACACUGGAAAUUCCAACAUGUCUAGGGGACAUCUAGGGCAAGCUAAUGUCCAGAAAGUAUUGCAGCCAGAACACAGGUCCCAAGGACAGUCUCAAGGUGCAGCAGACCAGCGUCUUGAGUUCCAAAACCCUUCAUACCAGGUACAGGUCUCCAAGACUAACCCAUCACCUGAAACCCACAGGCAAUCAGUGCCUGCUCGUAGACUUAAUUUUCUAGACCAGAUUCCCAAACUGAGAAACUCAAGACCAGAUCUCCAAAUGGAGAAACUCAUGCCCACAUCAUUAAACCUGGACUUGAAUCAACAAAUUUCAGAGACUGGGCUUAUCUUGAGCUAUAAGCCUCAUAAGCAGGCAGCACAAACAUCCCAUAAUACACAUCUCUCUCAAAACCAGCAACAACAAAAGUUGCAAAUGCAAAAUAAAGAACACAUACCCCAGGAUAUGUCACAUCCCCAGAACAACAGCAUCAAGCAAAGAGAAGGACUGUGUUUAGGCCAGAUCAAAGUUGAAGAAUGUGUUCAUGGUGAAAACCAGUAUUUGAAACCAAGUAAGUUCCAGACUCCUAACACCCAAAUAGGACUGGAGCAAGGGCAGAAUAUUAAUAAUAGAAGUUUCCCUCACAUUCAAAUGCUGAAAUCAAAUGCAAGCAAUGGACAACUCUCUUCUGUGAACAAUACACUAGUUCCAGCAAGAAAAGAACAGACCCCAAGUACUGAACUUUUUACAGGAAACAAGUCUCAAAACUUGCACUUCAUGCAAUAUUUUCCAAAUAAUGUGACCCCUAAACAGGAAGUUUUCCAAAGGUGCUUUCACGAACAAGAACAGAUGCCUCAACCAUCUUCCGCAUUACAAGGAUGUAAUAGAAGCCAAGAUACAUCUGUUCAACAAGCUGCACAUGUUGCUCAGCAAAGGUACUUGAAGCAUAGCCAUGCCAAUGCUUUCUCUGUGCCUAAUGUGGGAGGAAGUCAUAUGCAGACCCCUUCCCAAAAGGACAUUCAAAAGUUUGCUGCCCUACGGUGGCAUCUCUUACACAGAAAAGAACAGCAGCAAACUCAACAAGCAAGCUAUAAUCAGAUGCAAAGGCUCAUUAAAGUUGAACCUGGGUCCAAGCCUUAUUCUUGUAUGUGCCACAAGCCACCACAUGCAGAAAACAAAAUGUGGAAAAAGAUACCUAAACAAGAGACUCAGUCUGUGAGCUGUGACAAUGCACAGCCAAACAGCAUCGUUGAAAAUCAUCUAAAACAGUAUCAGAUCAAAUCCGUUAGAUCGCAGAAGCAAGGAACAGUUGAAAUGUCAGGAUCAGUCACAGUGUUAAGUACUCGAACCAGUGCUGCAGAGCUUGAUAGUCACACCUCAGCUUCAGAGCUGCAAGCAACUCCUUCUUCAGAAAAGACACCAACUAAAAGAACAGCAGCUUCUGCCCUCAAUAACUUUUUAGAGUCACCUUCUAAGUUUGUAGAUAUGCCCAUAAAAAAUUUAUUGGAUACACCUGUCAAGACGCAAUAUGAUUUCCCACCAUGCAACUGUGUAGAGCAAAUUAUUGAAAAAGAUGAAGGUCCUUAUUAUACCCAUCUAGGAGCAGGUCCUAAUGUGGCAGCUAUUAGAGAAAUCAUGGAAGAAAGGUCUGGACUGAAGGGUAAAGCAAUUAGGAUUGAAAAAAUCAUCUAUACUGGUAAAGAAGGCAAAAGUUCUCAGGGAUGUCCUAUUGCUAAAUGGGUAAUACGGAGAAGCAGUGAAGAGGAGAAGGUGCUGUGUUUGGUGAGGGACCGAGCAGGCCACUCCUGUGAGAAUGCAGUGCUUGUGGUUCUCAUCCUGAUUUGGGAAGGCAUUUCAGUGAGUCUGGCUGACAAGCUCUACAAGGAACUUUCUGAGACCCUGAGUAAAUCUGGCGCACUCACCAACCGUCGGUGUUCCCUGAAUGAAGAGAGAACCUGUACCUGUCAGGGGAUGGACCCAGCAACCAGUGGUGCCUCCUUUUCUUUCGGCUGUUCAUGGAGCAUGUACUACAAUGGGUGUAAAUUUGCCAGAAGCAAGAUCCCGAAGAGAUUUAAGCUGAAUGGGGAUGACCCAAAAGAGGAAGAAAAAGUGGAAUCUCUUUUUCAAAACCUCGCUACUCUUCUGGGACCAAUAUACAAGAAAAUGGCACCUGAUGCAUAUAAUAAUCAGGUUGAAUAUGAAGACAGAGCGCCAGAUUGUCGCCUGGGUCUGGAACCAGGCCGUCCAUUCUCAGGAGUCACUGCAUGUCUGGACUUCUGUGCCCAUGCACAUAGAGAUUUGCACAACAUGAUUAAUGGAAGCACAGUGGUAUGCACCCUCACCAAAGAGGACAAUCGAGGAAUUGAUGCAAAACCUGAGGAUGAGCAGCUCCAUGUUCUACCUUUGUACAAAAUCUCUCCUGUGGAUGAGUAUGGGAGCACAGAAGCCCAGGAGGAGAAAAUACGAAAUGGUUCUAUUCAGGUACUGAGCUCUUAUCCAAGAAAAGUCAGGUUGUUAUCAGAGCCAGCCAAGCCAUGCCGCCUAAGGAAAAUGGAAAGCAAAAAAGCAGCCGCUGAGAAGCUGGCCUCACAGGAAAACACCUCCAAUAGGAAUGACAAGGACAAGUCAACCUCAUCACGGGCAAAACAGACUGAUAACGCAAGCCAAGCUAAACAGUUGGGAGAAAUGUUGCGGCAUUCAGGAGCAGUCAUACCGCCACCGCUGUCCUAUUACCAGCAACCACAGAAGCAGAAACUUCAACAGCCUCAACAACAGCAUCGACCCCAGCAGCAGCCACAUCACACCUUGGCUAACAGCUCUCAGUCAGAGUCUAUCAAUUCUUCAUCCGGACCCACCAAUCUAUUUAUUAGACAGCCCAAUCCAGUUAGCCCAUAUCCAGCUUUACACACUUCAGAUGUUUAUGGUGGGGACAACCUAAUGAACCUUUAUUCCACCUCAUCCCAAACUACAGGAUCAUAUUUCAAUUCUUCUAAUCCCAUAAACUCCUAUUCUGGACUUUUAAAUCAAAACAACCAAUACACAACAUACCAGUGCAAUGGAAACGUAUCAGUGGACAACUGCACUCCAUAUUUGAAUUCCUAUUCAUCCCAGUCGCAAACCGUCGAUCCAUACAGGUUUCCAAGUCAAGACCAGCUCUCUAAAGUAAACCUUCCACCCAUCCAUACACUGUACCGGCAGCGGCUUGGAAAUAGCCAAAGUGAUUUGUCCAAAUGCUUGGGUUAUGGAGCUCAAAAUAUGCAGGGAGAUGCCUUCAGCAGUUGUACUGUUGAGACAAAUGCACACCGUGUAGGGACAUUUCCUUCUUACUCCACUCCUGAGAUGGAAACUGCUUCUAGAUUACCACCCAAUCUGAGCAAUCCAAAUAUAGACUAUAAAAAUGGUAAUAAUCCAUCUUCUUAUAUGAUUCAUAACUACAGUGCAGCUCCAGGUGUAUUCAAUAGCCCUCUGCAUCUCCAGAAUAAAGAGAAUGGUAUGUUUUCCCAUACAACUAAUGGGUUAUUGAAGGUGCUUACCUAUGACGGAACUGCCGCUCAAGAAGGCGUCCACAAAUUACACGAUGCUCCUAGUCAAGAAAAACAGCUUUACGUACCAGCCGAGGAUGGGGCUGUUGCUGCAGAGGAUGAUGAUGAAAGGUGGUCGGACAGUGAGAAGAGUUUUCUGGAUCCUGAUGUAGGGGGAGUAGCUGUGUCUCCUUCUCAUGGGUGUAUCAUGAUCGAGUGUGCAAAGCGUGAGCUGCAUGCCACAACCCCGUUAAAAAAUCCCAAUAGGAAUCAUCCCACCAGGAUUUCACUUGUCUUUUACCAGCAUAAGAACUUAAAUGAGGCAAAACAUGGCUUGGCCCUCUGGGAAGCCAAAAUGGCAGAAAAAGCUCGUGAGAAAGGAGAAGAUUAUGAAAAGUACGGACCUGAGUACGUGUCUCCAAAAACCCAUGGCAAAAAAAUCAAACGGGAGGCCCCCGAGCAAGAACCUUCAGAACCCUCUUACUUGCGCUUUAUCAGGUCCCUUGGUGCAAACAGCAUGUCCGUGAACACGGCCUCUGAAGUAACCACAUCCCCAUAUUCCUUCACUCGGGUCACAGGACCCUACAACAGAUAUGUGUAA